AUGGCUACCUCCAGGGUCCUUACCUUUGAUGCUGAGGGCCGUGCUGCUGACUUUGAGGUCUGGGUUGAUGACCUCCAGCUAUUCCUCCAGUGCGAUAGGGCAGACGGACUCUCCCUGUUCGAUCUCACCUCUAGUACCUCUCGUGCCCCGCCUACUGAUGCUGACAGCACUGUUCGCUCACAGUGGGCCACACGCGAUGCUGCUGCCCGUCUUGCUGUGCGUCGCCACUUACCGACCACUGAGCGUGCGCACUUUAGUCAGUAUAAGAGUGCUAAGACCUUGGACCACUUCGUCUCAGUUUGCCCCACCACACUCACCGUUGACCUCCUCGAUGAGCGCCUCCUAGCAGCAGAGAAGAGCAUAGACGCUGUAGGAGCCUCUCGUGGUGACCCUUGCACCCCCGUCUUUGAGGGGUGUUCCCCCUCCCCCCUCUUGCCCUCUGUUGCUUCUGCUGCUGCGGCCGACCUCGUUGGCUUCGAGUCGGUCGGCGCUGCGUCUGCCCCUAGUGGGAGACGCCGCAUCGGCAAGGGCAAGGGGGGCAAGGGCGCUGGAGGGACUGGCGGGGGUGGUGGAGGUGGUGGUGGAGGCAGUGGAGGGGGUGGGGGUGGUGGUGGGAGUGGUGGCGGGGGUGGAGGUAUCGGUGGCAGCAGUGGAGGCGGAGGAGGCGGCGGCGGUGGCGGAGGGAGCGGAGGUGGCGGAGGCGGCGGAGGUGGUGGAGGCGGCGGAGGUGGCGGAGGCGGAGGCGGCAGCGGUGGAGCUGGCCGCGGCUCUGCGCAGAGGAGUGGUUCCGGUGGUGGUCCGCGCCAGCAGCAGCAGCGCAGUCGUGAGACCCUGUCCCCUCAGCAGCUUCGUGAGUGGUACGCUGCGCGUCAGCGCGGUGGGGGUACUGGUCCCUGCACCUACGUCCUCCGUACCGGCGACCGCACUGGUGAGCAGUGCGGGGGCCCGCACUCCACCCAGUGCUGCUUCGGCCGCCUGACGGACGAGUGGGCUCACCAGUUCCCUGACGCCUCUGAGAUCCCUCGCUGGGGAGAGCUGUCUAGGGCCGGGGAUACUAUCUUUGAUCUUGAUUAUGAUGCUAUUCUUGCUGCCAUGUAUGCUGUGUCUGAUAGUGUUGAGGGUGACUGUUACCUGUGUGUUCCGCCUGACCCGGGCAUUGAGGCUGCUGCUCUAGGUACUGGGGAGGCUGCUGCUCUAGGUGCUAGUGCGUCUGCUGCCCCAGGUGCUGGUGAGUCUGCUCUCUCAGGUACCACGUCGGCUCAGGCCUUCCACACCUGCACCCUUGACUCGGGUGCUUCCCGCUCCUUCUUUCGAGACCGCACCACGCUUACGCCGCUUAGUCGGCCGGUUGCGGUCUCCCUGGCGGACCCCUCUGGGGGUCCUGUCCUUGCUCGCUUCUCCACUGUCUUACCGAUAGGAGGGUUGACCAGUUCUCUCCUGCGAGUCAGCGGGUGA
Molecule: messenger RNA, 1455 nt
Organism: Closterium sp. NIES-65
Lineage: Eukaryota; Viridiplantae; Streptophyta; Zygnematophyceae; Desmidiales; Closteriaceae
Source: the annotation of a GenBank genome assembly